AGGUUUUAUGCUGGAGGGCAUUUAGCACAUUGCCUAAGGCUUAAAAAGUUGGUUUAUUGAUGUGGGUUUUAUGGUUGAACUCAAGAAAUCAUGGGUAGCUUCGGUGACGAUGACAAAGAAUAUAGGUUCUUUGAUGCCUGCGAGAACAUUGCACCAGUGUCCGAUUUGGGUUCUGAUUACGCGGAUUGUCCUGAUUCUAGCUCUGGGAUUGAUAAUGGGGUAUCCAGUAGUUUUCAGUACGAUGUAUGGAUUAGGAGUCCUAGAAGUGUUCAAGAGCGCCGUGGUAAAUUCUUUAGAUGGUUUGGGUUAGACUGUGAUAGUAAUGCAGCAGACAGUUUGCUAGAUGUAUAUGGUGACCUAUUCAAAAGAGAUAUGGAUAGGAUUAUGGAUAAUAGUGGAGCUGUGUUGAGAACCUCAAUUUUUGAAGAUAAAUUGUCUUCGAGGCAAUCUUCUGUGUCAAGUUGGUCCAAUGAUGUUUUGGAUUCAUCAAGAGAAUUGAGUUCCAAUGAGAAGUUUGUAUGCAGAAGCACAAACUCCAAUGGUGGGAUGGAGCUUAUUCUAGAUAAAUUGGGGCAUGAUAGUAAGCUUAGUAAAGCUCAAGUAGCAGUUGUGAACCAGUUGGAGACAGCUGAAGGGUUUGUGAGCACUUCUGGGUCAUCUUGCUCAGCUCAAAAAGUUGUGGAGAGAGAAAUUGGGGAUGAUAGCAAUGUGUCAAGGGCAAGGAAUAGAGUGAAGAACUGGUGGCUGAGUAGAUUACGUUCCAUGAUGUGUGUUGUGGAUAAUCAAGGGAAAGCUGGUGAUAGCUCUGACCUAAUUCAAGAGCCUAGGGUGCAGAGAAUGCAGGUUCGCCAUAGGAAGAAGCGGUUGAAGGAAAUCUCGGCUCUGUUCACAGGCCAAGAUAUUCAGGCUCAUCAGGGUUCAAUCCUGACUAUGAAGUUUAGUCUUGAUGGGCAGUUUCUUGCCAGUGCUGGCGAAGAUGGUAUUGUACGUGUAUGGCAAAUUGUGGAAGAUGAGAGAUCAAAUGAAAUUGACAUUCCAGAAAUAGACCCGUCAUGCAUAUACUUUGCACUGAAUACACUUUCUGAACUGGCACCGAUCAUGGUAGAGAAAGAGAAAAUAAACAAAUUGAAGAGCAUAAGAAAAACAUCUGACCCUGCUUGCGUCAUCUUUCCUCCAAAAGUCUUCCGGAUAUUGGAGAAACCACUCCAUGAGUUCCAUGGACACAGUGCUGAGAUCUUGGAUCUCUCCUGGUCGACUGAUAAUUGUUUGAUUUCAUCGUCAAUUGACAAAACUGUUCGUUUGUGGCGAGUAGGAUGUGACCAGUGCCUCAAAGUCUUUUCUCAUAGUAACUAUGUGACCUGCGUUCAGUUUAACCCUGUGGAUGACAAUCACUUCAUCAGCGGUUCUAUCGAUGGAAAAGUUCGCAUUUGGGCAAUUAACAGUUGCCAAGUUGUUGAUUGGACUGACAUAAGAGAUAUAGUUACUGCCAUUUGUUAUCGCCCUGAUGGGCAGGGUGGAAUUAUUGGAUCCAUGACAGGCAUUUGCCGCUUCUUCAGUUUAUCAGAUAAUCACUUCCAACUGGAAGCUCUGGUGUGCUUAGACAGUAAAAAGAAAUCACCCUGCAAAAGGAUAAUUGGCCUUCAGUUUUUCCCACGAGAUUCGAGCAAAGCAAUGGUCACUUGUGCUGAUUCACAAAUCAGAAUUCUUCAUGGGAUUAAUGUGAUUAGAAAAUACAGGGGCCUACGAAAUGCAGGAAACCAGAUCUCUACAUUUUUCACCUCAGAUGGAAAGCAUAUUGUCUCAGCAUGCGAGGAUUCUAAUAUAUACGUUUGGAACUGCGUUAGUCAGGAAGAGUUUUCUCUGUCCCAACCAAAAACCAUUAGGUCAUUUGAGUGCUUCCCCAUGGAUGCCUCGGUUGCACUACCUUGGUCUGGUUUAAAAUUGGGAAACUCAGACCAUGGAUUGCAAUCAGGUUUCUUAGAUGAGAGUGCCCUCAACACAUUGCCUUUCUCUUCGUCAGCCUGUUUCUCUUUGGGUCAAGAGUGUUUUCUAGAAUCAAUUCCCAAGGGAUCUGCAACUUGGCCAGAGGAAAAGCUUCCCUCUUCAAGCUCACAAGCCUUUUCAUCUGCAAUACGUAAAUCUCAAUACAAGUUUUUGAAAACUUCUUGCCAGAGCUCAUCCAAUUCUCAUGCAUGGGGUCUGGUUAUUGUUACAGCGGGCUGGGAUGGACGAAUUAGGUCAUUCCACAAUUAUGGAUUGCCAGUACCACUUUGAAAUGGGGCCAGCGAGAUCUUAGGGAAUGCAAGAUGAUAUUUUGGUCAUCCACCUCUAACUCUUCCGAUGCUGCAAUUCAUUGUUGCUUGGGAAUGAGAAUUCCGAGUUUCCGGUGGGCCUCUUCUCAGAUUCCGAGAGGUGGAUCACCGUUUAGUAGGUUAUGGAAGGUGGCAGCAGUUCCAUGGGCAUGUUGUAAUGUGGCCAGUGUGAUCAACAAACAGCUGAUUUGGGACAGCCAGUCUAAUCAUAGGAUUCUUUAAAUUGUUUUUUGAGAAGUUUGUGGCUACUGACCCAGAAAAGAAAUGGAUUCAUGUGCUAGGAGAGGUCUAGUUGAGAUGCAUAUCUGAAUAAUGGAUUUGCCCGUGGGGCCUCAGAGAACCUCUUCCAUUUGUUGUCGAAAUUGGGACGAUAGAGCCAGAGCUGGUGGCUGGAAUUUGUUCGGGAAAUUAUAGUGGGGAACUUUGCCUUUUGUGGUUAUGCUGGUUGGUGUGACUGAUUGAGUUCUCUGUCUGCCAUUUUGUCCAUACAAAGGUGGGUUUAUGGCUCUGAUUGGGGGAUAAUAAGAGGGUGGGUCCUUUCUUUGCUGAAUGGCUUUAUCGUCUCCUCUGUGCCUGAUUGAGUCAGUCAUCCACAUCUGGUUUCUGUUAAUGUUUACAGGGAAAGUGCUCUCCCACUUCCAUUCACAAAUGGAUCCUUUUCUUGGUUAUGAUCGGUGACUAGCUAACCUUUGAUUGUAAUUGACAUGCCGUUAGUAUAUUUUCUUUCACUAACAAAAUUCAUAGAGAGUUUUGAAAUGUUUAUAGUGAUGUUUCACUUGACAGUCUCAGUAACUAGUGUAGUCGGUUUCGAUGUGUAUAAUUGCAUUAAUCAAAAAAGAAAAAUAUUAGACAAGAAACAAGGUGAGACGGCUCUGUGCUGUUGUGGCCCUUGUGGGUUCAUGAAGAUUGUUCAUGUAUGGGGUAUGCUUCAUUUAGAAACUUCCGUUUUGACGUUUUUGAAUGCAAAAAGGAAGUUUUUUAAUUUUUUUGGGUCAAGA
Molecule: messenger RNA, 3310 nt
Organism: Ilex paraguariensis (yerba mate)
Lineage: Eukaryota; Viridiplantae; Streptophyta; Magnoliopsida; Aquifoliales; Aquifoliaceae
Source: the annotation of a GenBank genome assembly